Molecule: messenger RNA, 3285 nt
Organism: Puccinia triticina
Lineage: Eukaryota; Fungi; Basidiomycota; Pucciniomycetes; Pucciniales; Pucciniaceae
Exons: 20
Coding region: 1-3285 (1094 amino acids)
Source: RefSeq, a predicted model, not a curated record
AUGUCCGCCAUACAGAAGGCUAAAGUUUUGUCAGAUUUGCGCUUAAAGAUUGCCCAACCAGCGGGGGACCAUAACCAACCCAAAGUGCAAGCGGAUACCGAUCUCCCAGCAAAGGUCACCAAAUUAGAAGACACGAUGAUGAUGAUAAAUGCCCGACUACAGAUGGAAUACCGUCCCAAUGUCCAGGAAAUGCAAGAGCUGAAAGAAAUGGUCGGCCGGUUGAGAGAUAACUCACUGGUUUGGAACCAAUGGGGGAGUAAAUUUUCUGAAAUCGAAUCAAAAUUUGAAGAAAUGAAUGGCCGUAUAGAAGCUGAGCACCUGAACAACAGAAGUCUUGCCGUUCCUCAUCUGGAGAUUGAAACAUGGAACAACUCAAUGUCCACCAAGGAUGAAAUAGAAGCUUUAAAAAAAAGCAUGGAGUCGAUGCAAGAAGUUCUGCGAGGAAAUCAUAAAUCUAGCCUGGAAAAUCACGAGGAGCUCUUGAGGCAGGGAAAGGAAGUAGACCAGAUGAGAGAUAUAGGAAAAACGGUGCGUGAAUUGUUGAUUUCAAAACAAGUAUUGCACAUCGAAAAACUGUCACACAUAAACCAGCAGAAGCUCUCGGAACAUCGCACAGAAAUUGAGUCUCUUGCUAAAUUUGAUGAACUGUUCAAGAAGCUCGAAGUUGAUCUUGAUGACAAGCUUCGAACUGUGGAAAAAAGUGUUUUCGAGUUGUUGAGUAGUACUGAGCUUGCUGGAAGAAGUGGACAAUUGAUGGAGUUGGACAAUGCGGCAACUGACAUUUCGGCUGGGAGGGCGGCUUCUUCAAACCUAAUUGAAAUUAAAUGUGACACAUCAUUCGAAAUCCACAAACGCACCAUAAACGCCACUGUCGAAUCCUUAAAGGAAUGGGUUUUCAUGCAGACUAAAGAAUUCCAGGCCAACUUGGAACAGGCUACAACUAACGAGCUUAUCAAACAGAGGCAUGCGAUUGAAGCAUACACAGCCCAAAACAAUUCCCAGCUUCACGACAAAGUUCUUGAUAGGAUUGCGGUUCUGGAGGCGGAGGUCGUCAGGUUAUCUAGGGAGAAAAACGAAAUUCAGCUUGCCCAUUCAAAUAUCCAAAACCAAUCGGUUGAACCCGCUGUUUGGAGUGCUUACAGGAUGGAAACUGAAAGGCUUGUCCAACUUGUGAAAAAUCAGUUCGAUGAAUCCUUGGAACUAUAUCAAAAUCAAUUUGAUGCCCGACUUGAUUCGCUCAAGCAUGUGGUUCUUUUAGCCCAAAACAGGGAGCUACAGCCUCUUAUCGAACAGGGUACACAAAUCUCUGGUGAACUUCUCAGGCAGGGACGUGAUCUGCGAUCAGUGUUAAAUGCCAAAUUGCACAUUGAGGGGAAGGUAGCAAACCUCGAAAAGGCUGGCGAAAAAAAUGAAGCUAUCCUUUCUAAGGCAAACUUGGCCAUUGAUUCGCUCAGGCAUGAUAAAGCACUGAUUUCUCAGUGGCAAGAUAAUAUUGAGAACAGUGUUGCCAAGUUAUCCAGGGAAAAUAACGAGCUUCAGCGGAUCAGCACUAAUCUGCAAAACUCGCCAAUGGCAAGUGAACCACAUUUUAUUGAAGGCCUCAAGAACAUCAACGACAAAGUCGCAAGCAUGGAAGAGGCUCUAAAAAGCAACAAUCUCUGCCUCGCCGAGGCAAAUUCGAACAUUGCCUCAUACGUCAGCAACAUCAAAUUUAUUCAAACUAAUCAGAAUGCGCUGGAAGAACGUCUGACCGCCUUUCAAGAUGGGUUUCUCGAAAAGCAACCCAAUUUGGAAGCUAUCAACUUUCCCGAGUUUCAGGCUUUGGUCGAUGAUGUAGCUGUUGUGAAAAAACAUGUUUUUGAGCUUUCAAAAUUUCGAAAUUCAUUCGUUGACCGGGAAAUUCAGCUUGAAAACGCUCAUCCGCCAGUUGUAGCUUGCCCUACCCCUUCCGUACAUAACCCUGCCCAUUUACUGAAAGAAUCCCAAAUUCAAUCCAAUUCAGUGGUGAACCCAUUGACCCUCAAUCAAUUUGGUUCAAUUUACCCUGAUAAACCUCCUUCAGCUAACCUCAAUCGACCUGAUCGAAUUGAAGAACGCACCGAAAGCUUUGAAAGGGAAGACGACUUUUCUUACUAUUUUGGACUUUUUGAUAAAGAGAACAGCGAAUCGGAAGAAGAACAAGGAACAAGUAAUAAAACGGUUGAACACGGCAUUGAAAUUGAUCUUCCCCCUCGACUUAGAAUCGGUAGCCAUAGUGAAACAGAUUCAGACCCAGAUGGUAACACAGCCACCAAUCAGUUGCCACAGGGAAGUUCCAGAAGAUCGGAUACAUUGCCCACCCGAGAUAUUCAAUCAGCUUCUCUUCAAGCAAACGCUCCAAAAAUAAAAAAAUGGAGACGGGAAACCCAGAAAAGCGGACCAAGCAGGGGCAGGAAAGAGAGUUUACGAAAGGAACGGAAGAGUAUGGAUGCUGAGACAAGGGCUGAUGACGAGACUUUGUCCAAUGCAAUUCAACAACACAUCCGGAUGCUCAUGAGCCUUAAAAGGUCCAAGAGUCAUUUCCCUCGCUCACCAACCGAGGAGGAACUCCGAAAAUUGCCAGAUUUGGGUGAUGGCUUUCCCGUGCUAGCCGUCUCUGCGCAAUGCCUUAUAAAAUCAAAUAAAGUUACAAGAACUUGGGACACGGAAGAAACAAUGGGCCAAGGAUUCUCUGAUUAUUGCCUUCGACGUAUUAGGCAAUACGGACUUCCCUUCUUAGGACUGAGCAUUGAGCUUGAAAAUCCAAAGGCGCAGGAGUGGAACCGAAGGACGGCCGCUUUCAUCACCGACACAUUUUACAAAGCAUUUGAGGCGUCAGAUUACUCCGAUUAUUUCCGUGCCGGUUUUACCUUAGAGGGAGCUGUACCUAAAAGGGUCGAAACCCUGGUCCAAAAGAACAUCGAUUAUCGUAUUGGGGAAAUGAAAAAGGAUUACAAACGCGCGAAGGGAAAGGGACGUGCAGGUUCCAAGCUCAAGGCGUCCUCGCCACUGAGCUCGAUACAAUCUACCCUACGCUCCAUUCCGGCCAUGCAACUAUUAUCCGAUUUGGGAUGGUAUAAAACCAAAUGGAACACAGACGAACAUCGCGAGAAUGAUCGAUGGGAAGGGUGGUAUGACCAAAUUAAGCUAGAUCUUACGCUGUUUCUUCGAUCUCAAUUGGACAACCAACAGGCUCAAGAAUAUCUCCCGACCGGCCUCCAAUUUCCAUCCCCGCUUGAUCAGGAGCAGCCUACAAAAACCCAAUAG